AUGGACAAGGACAACGCAAACCCCGCCAUCCUCAACCCAGCGGACCUGCCCUCCCGCCGCGGCGCCUCCCAAAACCAAGCCGCCAACAUCAGCAACAGCCUCUUCGACGGCCUGAUCCCUUGCUACCCCCACUACGACAACCUGACCUCUGGCACUGCCUUCGCCGCCCCUCUGCCCUCAAACUCUUCCGACUCAGACGUCUCCUCCGACGACGACCUCCGCGAAGAAAUCGACGAGCAAGAAAUCUUCGACCUCAUCAGCACAAUCUCCGACCCGGAACAUCCUUUGUCGCUGGGCUCGCUCGCUGUAGUGUCGCUUCCUGAUAUCUUCAUCCUGCCUCCUUCGUCACCCAACUCCAAGAUUUCAACUGUGAAAGUGUUGGUGACGCCGACGAUUACUCAUUGCUCGUUGGCUACGGUCAUUGGGUUGGGUGUGAGGGUGAGGUUGGAGCAAUCGCUGCCGCCGAGGUUUAGAGUCGAUGUGAGGAUCAAGGAGGGCACGCAUGCCAGUGAUGAGGCGACGAAUAAGCAGUUGGGGGAUAAGGAGAGAGUGGCGGCUGCUAUGGAAAAUGGCACUUUGGUGGGUGUGAUCAAGAAGAUGUUGAGCACUUGCGAGUAG
Aureobasidium namibiae CBS 147.97 is the source of this 618-nucleotide messenger RNA. RefSeq lists its product as uncharacterized. Lineage: Eukaryota; Fungi; Ascomycota; Dothideomycetes; Dothideales; Saccotheciaceae. The record is from RefSeq and is a predicted model, not a curated record. Bases 1 to 618 code for a protein of 205 amino acids. The transcript has a single exon. Gene Ontology annotation, biological process: iron-sulfur cluster assembly.